Syngnathus acus (greater pipefish) is the source of this 2470-nucleotide messenger RNA. It is a transcript of the gene txndc5, whose product is annotated as thioredoxin domain containing 5. Gene Ontology annotation, biological process: protein folding. The coding region runs from base 227 to 1540 and encodes 437 amino acids. Gene Ontology annotation, molecular function: protein disulfide isomerase activity. Lineage: Eukaryota; Metazoa; Chordata; Actinopteri; Syngnathiformes; Syngnathidae. The record is from RefSeq and is a predicted model, not a curated record. The transcript is spliced from 10 exons. Gene Ontology annotation, cellular component: endoplasmic reticulum.
GUGAUCCAUCCACCCAGUUACUUGUAACCAGACGAGCAGGAAAAGCAGAGCAAACGCCUCCAGGCUUGCACAAAUUGCGUGGAUGGAGAACCUUCAUAGGCGCGCGUGCACAUCUGCAUACUUUGAAUCCGAUUUGGAAAGCGCAGCGUGAACGCGCUUGCUCCAUUGCAACCGGCGAAGCCGCAGCGACCGAGCGAGCGACCGAGCGGGCGGGCGCACACUCAUCAUGGCAUCCGCAAUGAAUUGCACUCCAUUUCUCCUAGUUUGUAUUUAUUCCUUCUUGUUUUCUUCUGUAUUUUGCGAUGAAAACGAUACAAGCGAUCCAGCAGUGGAGCACGCCAAGCACACGUACACGGUGGAAAUGUUCAACGAGGCAGUUCCAACCGCACCGCACUUUGUCAUGUUUUACGCCCCAUGGUGUGGCCAUUGUAAGAACCUGCAGCCAACGUGGAAUGAAUUGGCAGAUAAGUACAACAACAUGGAUGACACUCCGGCCUACGUGGUAAAAGUCAACUGUGUCCAGGACACCAAGUUUUGCUCCAAAGACCACAACAUAAGAGGCUAUCCCUCACUGGUCUUGUACAAGCCCGAACAGAAACCUAUCAAGUACCAAGGACCGAGAACUCUAGAGCUUCUCGAGGAGUGGAUGUUGAGUACGCUCGAGAUGGACCCUGCUGAAGUAGAAACUGCACAGGGGCAACCUGGAGUUCCCCCAGAGCCCAAAGAUGGCAUGUACGAACUUGCCACCUCCAACUUUAAGGAUCAUGUUUCGAAAGGUUUUCAUUUUGUCGAGUUCUACGCUCCAUGGUGUGGCCACUGCAAAGCCUUGGCUCCUACCUGGGAACAGAUGGCCUCCACCUUUGAGCAUUCUGAGGAGGUCAAAAUCGGAAAGCUGGACUGCACACAACACCAUGAUAUGUGUAUAGCGUUCAAAGUGCGGGGAUAUCCCACACUGCUCUUCUUCAAGGGAGGUAAGAAGAUUGAGAUCACACCUUUCAAGGGGAAGAGAGACUAUGACACCCUCAAAAGCUUUGUGGACGAGAUGGUGAUCGCUGCAAAGGCCAAACUCGAAGAAGCUGAUGAAGACAAGGAGGAGCCUGAGAAUGAUGAAGAAAAAAGAGACGUAGAGGAGACAAAAGAGGUCAAAGAAGAAGUCAAGGAGGAGGUAGAAGUCAAGGAAGAAGUGGCCGAGGAGGAGGUGAAGUCCAACGUCCUCAAGCUGACAGAAGACAACUUUGACGAGACCAUCGCCAAAGGAUUGACUUUUGUCAAAUUCUUUGCUCCAUGGUGCGGCCACUGUAAACAUCUGGCUCCAGUGUGGGAGGAUCUUUCCACUCAGGACUUUCCUGCUCAGACCAACGUCAAGAUUGCCAAGGUGGAUUGCACGGUGGAGCGCACGCUCUGCAAUAAGUACUCUGUGCAAGGUUACCCCACCUUGAUAAUGUUCAGCGCCGGGAUGCAGGGCGCCGAGUACAACGGCCCGCGGGACCUGGAAAAGCUGCACGACUUUGUGAAGAAGCAGGUGAGGGAUGAGCUGUAAGUGUCGGCGCCCGUCCCUCGGAGCAGCAUUUGCGGCGGCGGCGGCAGCAGCAGCAAGCUGUGUCCUGCACCGGCCAAACCUUCCUCUCCUUUUCCUGUGUUGACACAACAAUUCUGGGUGGUUAGGUACGUGAAUGUAGUUCUCAUUCUUGGGUCUUUGAAGCCACUUUUGGAAGUUUCUUAUUUCCUGACAUUGCCACGUUUCCUUCGUUUUUUUUUUUUUUUUUUUUAGUACUUGGGAUCAGUUAUUCAAGUGCAAGCCAUUAUUUGAUGUUGAGUGUUACCUCUGAGCCACACCAGUGCUUUUGUGACUUAACUCUCAGGGACAAAGCUCAGUGAGCUCGGGAGCUCCUCACAGGAGUCUGACAUAAAGACGUAACUACAAGUCAGCUCCUCCAUGGUGCCCCAUAAGAUCCAUUUUUUUAAACCAGAAUCUAGUUUCUGCUCCUCCUGUUGAACCCGAAUGGUACUAGAAGGCUUUAUGGACCUGCAUAGAAUGACGAGCCACUAACGGUGUGGUUUUAAAAUAGCCUUAUUGUUUUUGUACUUGUCAAAGGAAGUGUUUUCUGUGGCCCAGUGGGGUCAAAGCACUGAAUUAGUUCCUAAAAACAUUGAAUACUCCAUCGAUAAAUAAAAGCACUCUUUUAGCUCCACAUGCUGAAACCGUUUGAGAAACUGUGUGUGUGUGUGUGAGAAUGAGAUGUGGCGCACAUGUUGCUCCUUGACACCACUUCAUGUGACAAUGUAAAAGCAGGUAACACACAUAAAGCAGAUUUUGCCAGUAAAUCUUUAUGGAAAGCACAUGGUCUGAAGGAACUCCUUUUUUGUGUGUUAUGCAGUCAUGGCUUGUGCACUGCCCAUGGAUUUGUACAAAACUAGCCAUGGCAAGUUGUAACAUAAAAUUUCAUAAUAAAAGAAAUGUCAAAGUAAA